AUGGAUCUGACGCGACUGGCUGUGGACGCUGGGCAAUUCAUCAACCGUGCCGUUCAGUACACAGGGGAAACCAUUGGAGCAACAGAGAAGACUGAUUUGGAGCCAGAUAUAGAGCGGCUUCUUGCCAGAGCAGACGCCACAAAGAGUUAUACCGAUCAAAUUAUCAGCCAGACAGAGGCCCUGCUACAGCCAAACCCUGCUGCUCGUUUGGAGGACCGGCUGUAUGAGCACCUUGAAUGGCGCGCUCCCCCUCGGCCUCGCAGCCUGGAGGUUCUGGGAGAGCUCACGACCAGCGCAGGGCAAGAACUGGGCUCAAACACACCCUAUGGUUCUGCUUUGGUCAAAUUUGGCGAGAUACAAAAGCAGCUGGGUGAAGCAGAGAGAAAGUUCACACAAAGCACCAACAUCCACUUUUUAACUCCUUUGAGAAGUUUCACUGAGGGGGAAUACAAAACCAUACAGGAUGAACGCAGGACUUUAAUAAAUAAGCGCCUGGAUUUGGACAUUGCAAAGACCAGAUUGAGGAAAGCCCACGAGGCUGACAGAGAGGCUAGGAACCUCAAUUCAAACCCUGUGGAUGAAGACUAUUUGGCUCAUGUUUCCUAUAUGUUCAGCUUCAUUCGUGUCAAAUGGCUAAAGAUUUGGGCUCAGGAAAUCUCACAAGCAGAGAUGGAGUUGAGGAUCUGCCAGAGUCUGUUCGAUCGACAGUCUGAGAUUACAAAGAGGCUUCUGAUGGGGCUGGACGACACACAUAUGAACCACAUGCAGAGCCUAAAUGAGUUUGUGGAGGCUCAAACUUGCUACUUUGACGAGUGCAACCAACUUUCUCAAGAGCUGCAGAAACAACUGGAAAGUAUCCCUGCUGUAUUAUGCUCUAACAGUUGGCAGUCUGCAAUUACCAAUGGAGAUGAACACGCAACAACAGACAAUAAUAUUCCGGGUUACUUUAAAGAGUCAAACCAGGACAGUCAAAUAUUCCUUCAUCGGAUACCGGAUUUUGACCAGGACUCUUGGACUGAACCCCAAAAGUUGCCCAAUAACGGAACAAAUCCUCCUUGCCAAUCAAAUACUAACUUCAAUAAUAACAAUCCAUCUUCAACAGGAAGUCAAGCGAACACCCACUUGCUAGCGUCCAGCAGCCAAGCCUCUGUCCCUCAAGUAACCAAUGGCAACAGUGCACCAAAUUCAAAACCAAAAAGGCAUUUCUCACCUCUGCUAAGAACAGACACUACAACUGUAAGCGAUGAACCGAGCGAUGAUUCAGAAACCAAUGAGGAAGAUGGCGUUACUUCUCCGAUAUUAAAUGACAAUAUAGUAGAGAUGUCAAAUGGUACUGAAGAUAAUUUACCCGUUGCCAAUGGAGACGAGGAAGAAGCUCCAACACCAACAAGUGAAGAGGACACCAAGGAGUCCUAACAAGCGUGUCAAAUAAUCAUGUAGCUUGUGUUCAUGUGAUGUCAUGUUUCUAAAGAGUAUAUCCAAGAGCGGAACGUUGCCAUAGCGAUUAAUCAAAAUAUCAUGUCUU
Messenger RNA from Boleophthalmus pectinirostris (great blue-spotted mudskipper), 1525 nucleotides. RefSeq names its product endophilin-B1-like. The coding region runs from base 1 to 1416 and encodes 471 amino acids. Gene Ontology annotation, cellular component: cytoplasm. The transcript is spliced from 10 exons. NCBI's taxonomy places the organism in Eukaryota, Metazoa, Chordata, Actinopteri, Gobiiformes, Gobiidae. The record is from RefSeq and is a predicted model, not a curated record. Gene Ontology annotation, molecular function: protein binding.